Messenger RNA from Monascus purpureus, 1963 nucleotides. The record is from the annotation of a GenBank genome assembly. NCBI's taxonomy places the organism in Eukaryota, Fungi, Ascomycota, Eurotiomycetes, Eurotiales, Aspergillaceae.
UGGAGUUAUCAUGCUCAGCUCAGAUCCGAUACAGUGAUAAGGCGUAUCUAUGUAGUAGUCUACAGUAUCGCUGUUACCCCACUUGAACGCUGUAUCUUAUCCCGAAUCGUCGUUCAAGGGGACGUUAUAAAAGAUUGAAAGCAUUCUGCUCUAUUCAACAUGCAUGGUCUCUGUUUCUCGUGUGCUGUCGAGAUCUGCAUAUCGAUGUAAAUUGCUGUUGAAUAUAUCCCUAUCUCCUCUUUCACAACACUGUUGAGCCUUCUCGAGUUCUUGGAAACAAGCCAUGUUGACCACUGAGCUUUCUGAGGCGCAGGUUUCUGCGCUGAGAGCCAAUAAAGACCGAUUGGCAAAGGAUCUUCACUAUAGCUGUCAAUGGGGAUCUGGGAUACGAUGGGGGGAGUAAGUUGACAUCGCCUCUUGUUUCAAGAAAUUGCAAUCCCUGUCGUUGUGCACUUCAGAUUGUCCAUCAUCCCACACUAUAAACUCCAUAUGCUCCUUCCACGCUGGACUCUUUUGGGGCUUCAACUGACCAAGUGUCCUGUAGUGGCCCGACAGAUACAGGUAUGCAGCGGCUUGCUCUGUCAGAAGAUGACAAAAAGGUGCGGGACUGGUUCAUUGAAACCACAAAGGCAUUGAAAUGCGAGGUUACUAUCGAUGAGUUGGGAAACAUCUUCGCUGUGCGUCCUGGAAAAAGGAAAGACGUCGCCCCAACAUUCAUCGGCAGCCAUCUCGACACUCAGCCAACAGGUGGUCGAUAUGACGGUAUUUUAGGUGUCUUGUCGGGAAUUGAGGUGCUGAAAACUAUGGAUGACAUGGGCCUGGAAACUGAAGGGGGCAUAGGAGUUGUAAACUGGACCAACGAAGAGGGGGCUCGCUUCCCGAUCAGCAUGGUUUCAUCGGGAGUAUGGGCUGAGUGCAUUCCUCUUGCGAAGGCCCAUAGCCUUGCAGAAGUUCCCACGGUUGCCUCGCUCCCCACAGCAGCAUCCGCCCCAGAGACAAUGAAAUCAGCGCUGGAGAAAAUCAAUUAUCUGGGAACUGUUCCUUGCUCGUACAAGGAAACCCCGAUGGCAGCCCACUUUGAGCUUCAUAUUGAGCAGGGGCCCUACUUAGUAACUGCAGGCCAGCGGGUUGGAGUCGUCACGGCUGUCCAAGCAUACCGAUGGUACCGGAUCAAUGUUGUCGGCAGAGAUACGCACACUGGUACCACCGCAUUCCAGCACCGUGCAGACGCACUCUUUGCCUCAGCUCGAAUGAUGGUCCGAGCUCGGGAAAUCGCCGACUCCAAUGGCUGUUUAGCAAGCAUUGGCAUUCUUGAAGCAAAACCAGGCAGCGUGAAUACAGUUCCCGGGUUGGUCAGCUUCACCCUCGACGUGCGUGGUCCCAAGACAGAACUGGUCACAGUCGUCGAAGCGGAGCUGAGGAAAGAAUUCGAUGCCAUUGCCGCGGAAGAAGGCAAGGGCAUCGGAAAGCCCUGCCGAGUUGAGUGGACCCUCGACUUUGAUUCUCCGGCAGUCAACUUCCAUGACGAUUGCAUCAAAUGCGUGGAGGAAUCUGCAGAGGCUGUUGUGGCCAAUGCUGGCGUGUCAGAUCCCAAGUCCCUUGUCCGAACCAUCAUGAGCGGUGCCGGCCAUGACAGCGUUUUCACGUCCAAACGGGUCCCAACCAGCAUGAUUUUCGUGCCGUGUAAGGAUGGACUGAGCCAUCAUCCAGAGGAAUUCUGCUCUGCAGAUGACUGUGCCACGGGAGCAUCAGUAAUCUUACAGGCUGUGGUUAGAUAUGACCGUAAAAGAUUCAUGUCAUAAAAUAAGGCGCUCUCAAAAGAACGCAUCGGGAACCAGAUCUGUGGCUCCUGUAGGACGAUCGGGUGGCCAGCCAUGCAACAUACGAUGUCAAAUACAAACCACCAUUUGAUUAUGAACUGACAAUCUGGAACGAAGGUUGAAGCAAAGCUCUUGAAAUACAU